AAUAUAUCAAUACGGUGGCAACUUGUCUAAUCAUGGGGAGGUCAUGGAUGGAGUUAGAAAAGUAAUUAUGAGAUUACUGCCAGAUCUAAAUGAGCAAGUGGAAGCCAUCAACCAAAUUUCGGUAUUUCGAAAUAAAGAAGAUUCUUUUGGAACAACAGUGGCCCAAGUAGCAGUUCAAGCAACUAAUCCUGGUAAUUAUUUAAGUGACACACUUUUUUAAUUUACCAUCUUCUUUUAUAUUAUAGUCCAAUAAAAUACAUCAUCGUGAGUCUAGUAUUUCUAAUUUUUUUGUUAUGUAACUGAAUGGUGGAUCCAUUAUGGCGUAUCUGUCCCCCAACUUCAAAAAGUUGCUGUGAAAGUAUUGAGUCAAACCACUUCUUCUUCAAAUUGUGAGCGAAACUGGAGUACCUUUAGCCUUAUACACACAAAGACAAGGAAUCGAUUAAAAUAUCAAAAAUUAAACAAGAUUGUCUAUGCGUACUACAAUAUGAGGCUAAAGAUUAGGCAUGCGACUAGAAGAAGUGAUGAGGAGAGAGAUGAUCAUUUUAAUCCCACUAAUCUUGAUUACAUCUUUGACGAGGAUGAUCCAUUAGCUGAAUGGUUGCAAGAGGAAGAGCACGCAAUAUUGGAUGAUGUAGACAAUUCAGAAUGGUUGGAUACAGGUGAUACGCAGAAUCCCCAAAAUGUAGACCUAUCUGAAAACAGUUCAAGUGGAGGUCGUGGUUUGAGUCCAUCUGGUAGUGGCAGUGGGGAUGAUGAUGGUCCUAAUGGUUGGGAAACACAAGAUAAUAUAGUGAAUCGCACUACUUAUCAUGAGGAGGAUGGUGGAAUUAGGGAUUCUACACAACAACGACGACACUCUGUAUCAUCUGAUGAUGGAGGAUUGAAUAGGAUUAGACGUUCACGUCCUAUUAGUGACAUUUAUACUAAUCCUAAUCUCAGAGACCAAUUUGGACAGCUUGAAGUUGGGCAAGAUCAUGGGAGAGCACAUCAUUGGCAGCAAAGACCCAUAUAUCCAUAUUAUCCCCCUCAAGAACAGCAAUCUUAUUUUAAUCAACCAGAACCACCAUUUAUGGGGAUAGGAUAUCCACAUCGAUCUCACCAGCAUUCAUACAGUGGGAGCUCUUCAUAUGGUAGUAAUCCUACGGUCAGAGAACCAUCAACACAUGGGUAUUCACAACAACAAUCCGAUAGUAGCGGCACCACCAAUAAUUUUGAGCACUGUAAUUUCACCAACAACUUCUACGGAUACGUAUUUGGAGCUGCUGGGCAAAAUAGUCAUGGUGAUGAUCAAUUUAAUGAGGAAUAUGUAGAUCCUGCGGUACCUCCACGUCAUUCAUUCUGGCAUUGAAGUUGUAUUAGCAAAAUUAUGUAUGACUUAAAAGCUAUGAGCUUGAAACUAGUUGUGACUAGCGCUUAUGUAAUGUAAAACCUCUAUGGUGUGUUUAUUUUAAUGUUUUCAUCUUAUUUUUGCUAUUUAUGUCAAUUAUAUCGAAACUUAUAAUGUUGCAUUUUUCUCAUAUUUGUAAAAUCUUAUUGACUUGCGAGUUUUGAUAAAUUAUCGGAUAUUUCACAUGAAGAGAAUGGGCUAUUACAUGUCUUAAAUUAAUUAAAAGGUGAUAAUUUAAGCCAAUGUUUGGGGUAAAAGUAUAUUUUUCAAGUUUUAUACAUGUUGCUGAUGAUUUUUAAAAAUUCACGACCGCGACACCCGAUUCCCGCGACGUAUCACCGAUAUGUCCCGAUACCGAUAUACCGCGACCGAUACCGCGACGGCGACCGAUACCGCGAUUUAAAACUA
This is a messenger RNA of Rhododendron vialii, 1798 nucleotides long. RefSeq lists its product as uncharacterized. The coding region runs from base 488 to 1351 and encodes 287 amino acids. The transcript is spliced from 2 exons. NCBI's taxonomy places the organism in Eukaryota, Viridiplantae, Streptophyta, Magnoliopsida, Ericales, Ericaceae. The record is from RefSeq and is a predicted model, not a curated record.